AAUACUGCCGUGGUAAACGAAAAGGCCGUAACUGCAAAAUUUCACAUUUUGAGGUAAGAGCACAUUUUAAUGUUUUGAAGGUCGAGGAAUCCAAAAAUACAAGCGAAAACACCGUAUCUUCAGCCGUUUUCGAGAUAUGAAACUGUUACUCAACGUAUCUUACUAACAAAGUUGGAAAUACCAGGCUAAAAUACCGUAACUAUGAUUUACUUAGCCAAAAAGCAGUAAGUAAAAAGCAGUUACGGCUUUCUGGAAUAGUAUUCCCCACUUACUGUUUUUUGGCUUGGUAUAGUCUCACUCAAAGUCACUUACGGAAAAAUAAUUUACCAUUAAAAUGUAUAGGUACACAGAACAUUGAAUUUUGAAGGCACUCUUAUAAUUUCUGUUCUACUCACUCUAUGCAUUACAUGAAUCUCUUGUUGUCAGCUGAUAACUGAAUCAUCUGAUACAGCUGGCACAGAUACAACUUUCCGGAGGGAAAUAACUAGCCUACGAAAAGCAUUUCCUGUUCUCUAGUCUUGCGAGGACUUGCUAGACUAGAACGAGGUUCUAGUUGAUGAUGACUAUUUUUAAUAUUAUACUGAUGUGUAUUGAGUAAAAAAUUAAAUACAGAGUAUGAAGUGCGAAAAUUGUGGUCAAUGUUUCUGCAGAAGUCAGUACAUACAACAUAUUUCGAAAAAAUGUUGUAGGCCUAGGAAGCCUUCUUCUGACUGUAAGUCGUAUGAGAAUGUAAAUGGACAAGUAGAAAUGGAUGAGAAUAAGGAGUUCAUGGCUAUUGUUGAUUUGCAUCACUCACCUAAGGAUAAACCCAUUCCAAAUGUUUCUGAGUCGUAUGAAAAUCUAAGUGGACAAGUUGUAGAAGUGGAUGGGAUUAAGAAUAUUGAAUUGCAACACACAACUAAGGAUGUACCCACUCCAAAUGUUCCUGAGCAGUCGUAUGAAAAUCUAAGUGGACAAGUUGUAGAAGUGGAUGAGAAUGAGGAGUUGAUGCCUAUUAUUGACUUACAACACUCAUCUAAGGAUGUACCCAUUCCAAAUGUUCCUGAGCAGUCGUAUGAAAAUCUAAGUGGACAAGUUGUAGAAGUGGAUGGGAUUAAGAAUAUUGAAUUGCAACACACAACUAAGGAUGUACGUACUCCAAAUGUUCCUGAGCAGUCGUAUGAAAAUCUAAGUGAACAAGUUGUAGAAGUGGAUGAGAAUGAGGAGUUAAUGCCUAUUAUUGACUUACAACACUCACCUAAGGAUAAACCCAUUCCAAAUGUUUCUGAGUCGUAUGAAAAUCUAAGUGGACAAGUUGUAGAAGUGGAUGGGAUUAAGAAUAUUGAAUUGCAACACACAACUAAGGAUGUACCCACUCCAAAUGUUCCUGAGCAGUCGUAUGAAAAUCUAAGUGGACAAGUUGUAGAAGUGGAUGAGAAUGAGGAGUUGAUGCCUAUUAUUGACUUACAACACUCAUCUAAGGAUGUACCCAUUCCAAAUGCUCCUGAGGUACUAAAUGAAAACGGAGAAGAUGAAAAAGAAGAGCUACUCAACGAUCAACCAAUAAUAAUAGAUUUCGACUUCAGUGAAUUCUCACCAAGAAGUAACAAUUAUAUUUUUGAACAUACUGUUGAGAUUUCAAAUGAAAAUCAGACUAUUAAUCAAGUUACUGGCUCAGCCACUGAUGAAGGUAUGUUUUUGAACAAUAUAGUUAUUAUUGAUGCAACUGACCAACCAGCGAACCAACCAGCAAACCAACCAGAUUUGCCAACCUAUACAAAAAAAGGUGAACCCAGGAAACGGGCUCUCCCACAGCCCAAAUGCUAUAAAAAAACUAAAUUGAUUAAACAGAAAGAAAAACACCCAUUACAACCACCCUGCAAUAUUGAAAAUUGUAAAAGGAAAUGUAUUAGUGGAAUUAAUGAAGACCGGAGACAGAGCAUCCAUGACCAGUUUUGGCUUCUUAAUGAUGAGGAGAGAAAGAUGUUCAUCCUGACACAAGUGGAUCGGAAAAUAGUUUCUCAUAGGCGAAAUUAUGAAGACAACUCUAGAAGAAGUAAAACCUUCAAUUACUUUUUAAAAAAUAAUGAAGGUGAAUCCAUGCAGGUAUGCAAAACAUUUUUCAUAACAACUCUCGGCUACAAAAAAAAUAAUGACACAGCUGUAUUCAAUGUGCUUAAUCAGCCUCUUGACGUAAUAACUCCAAAACCAGAUCGAAGAGGUAAACACUCCCCUCAUAAUAAAAUUGAUAGGAGUGUAAUUGAAAAGCAUAUAUUGAAAUUCAACCCUUGUGUUCAUCAUUAUAGAAGAGAACAUGCCCCAGAAAGGAGAUACCUGCCCACAGACAUAAAUAUUAGAGUGAUGCACAACGAUUUCAUAGAAACUCAUAAAAAUCUAAACUGUUCUUAUGAAUUGUACAGAAAUGUAAUUUCUGAAAUGAAGAUUUCAUUUGUGAAACUUGGCCACGAAGAGUGCGAACGGUGUGAGACAUUUCAAAAACAUGACGUGUCUCAUGCCAAGGAACCGGACGAAAAAAACUGUUUGGUGUGUCAAAACUAUUCACUUCAUAAAAAAAAGUAUGAACAAGCAAGAAAAUCUUACAAUGAAUCUGCUACUUUCUGCAAAUCCAUAGAAUACACAGAAACCACAGUAGUUGUGUAUUCUAUGGAUUUGCAGAAAGUACUCAUGCUGCCACAAAUUGAACAAUUUAAAGAAUGUCUAUUCACGAGAAGGAUCAUUGCAUUAAAUGAAUCUUUUGUGCCUGUUGGCUGCCAACAGGCACAAAUUCAACCAAUCGCUUGUAUAUGGCACGAAGCUAUUUCUGGCAGAAAACAAGAGGAUAUUUGCAGCAGUAUUCAUAAAUUUCUGCUUUUAAAUAGAGAUUUUAAGAAAAUUUGCUUGUGGAUGGAUAACUGUUCAUCUCAAAACAAAAACUGGGCUCUUUUUUCUUACAUGGUUUAUAUUGUAAACAGUGAAGAAAUUGCGGCAUCUGAAAUUGAGUUCAACUAUCUUGAGGCUGGACAUACCUUUAUGUCAGCCGACAGUUUCCACCACCAAGUUUCAAAACAACUUAAACUGAAAGGCAAAGUAUAUGACUUCGAAGACUUCACUGAAGCAGUUCAAAAUAGCAACUCCAAAAAAGUGACUGUUGUCAGUAUGAAACCUGAAGACUUCUUUCUACCAUUUGACUAUUCAUCAAUAUAUUUAAUCAGUAAGGCCAUUCCCAGACCAUACCUGGCAAAUAUGGUCCAGGUAUCAUUUUCUAGAGGGUCCCUGUCUCUGAAGUACAAGACUUCUUUUGAAGGAGAGCAAACCACUUUGAAAUUUCUUAAAGUGAAGCAUGAGAAGAACCAAACUGUCCCUGCUCCAACAACUAGGUGCACUCCUCGUGGAGUUAAUGCUGCAAAGAAAGAUGGGAUUCUGACAAAACUAUUGCCUCUUAUGCCUGGAAACAGAAAGGCUUUUUGGUUGGGGCUACCUGUAAGUGACGCUCCCGAUCUUAUUGAUGAACAGGACUGUUAGUAGUUGAGGUAAAGCAACAGAUUGAACGACUAGAAGUUAUCACAACCACAUAUUGAUUAAAAAGACUCGUAAACUCCGGUGUAACAAACUGUAUCUCAAUUUCCUAAUCGAUAAGUGGUUGCGGCAACUUAUAGGCGUUUCAAUCUAUAUGGAUAUCUACCACAAUUAUCAGCUCCAAGAUAAGACAAGAUAUGAUCAAACUGCGGAUUUAUUAUUUUAAUAUUUUUAGGAUGUAUUAGUAUAACAUCCUAGAGAUAAUGAGAAUUAUUAUGUUAAAGAAAGAUUUCUAGAUAUGCAGAUAAUAGAGAAAAAAAAUUAAAUGUACUGAGAAAAUGUGUUAAGUGAAUGAUUACUAAAUGCAAUUUCAUUGUAUGCUUAAUGAAGCAAAUACAUGAAAGUACUGUAACAAUAUGUGAAUAAUUACCAAGCAAUGAUUACUCAGCUAUGACUUCUCAUUGCCAAGCAAAUCAUUACCAAAUAUUAUACUAUAAAUAAGUAUUAAUACAAGUUCAAAAUAGUAUUUAAGUAUUCAAGUUCAUAGUACUAAGUUAUAAAGUAUUUGAGUUCUAAAUUGUAUUAUAGCAAUUAAUUAUCAAGUAGGUAUUAUAAUAUUCAUUAAUAUCAGGAAUUUCAGGAAGUAAUUAUUACUUUUUAUGUACUCUACUUAUUUGAGUGACUUCAUUGAAUUACAAAUAAUGGUUAGUCUAGUGAGUACAGAAAGUUUAAACUCACUAUUAAAUAAAUAGUAGUAGAUGCUCGAAAGAUCCCUGUUUUUUUCAAGAUUUAAAAAACUAUUAUUCAUUUUAUAUCAAUUACCUUUCAUGUACUUACUAAAUUUUAGUCACUUCAUUAAAUGGCAAAUAAUGGUAAAUGAGCAGAAAGUAGAAAUUUUCCAUUAUAGAACCAAUAAAUAGUUGUAGAUGAAAAAAACACCGCUGUUUUCAAACUGAUAUGAAAAAAAUCAAUGUUGCUUUCCAUGAUGAAAUACUUACUACAUCUUUAUUACACUACUUCUAUAAUGUCGCAGUGAAUAUUUAAAAUCACUUACUUGAGUUAUAUAUUGAGGCUGAUUAAACUCCUCUUCUAUAAUUAGGAGUGGAAUGCAUUCCUCCUAUGCCAAAAAGUAAGUGAUUUCAAAUAUUCACUGUGGAAUGCAAGUAGUGUCAUCUUUUAGCAUAUAAGUUAAAUGAAAAAAAUUCUCUGUUUAACUAUUAUAUAUUUUUCAAAGAGAUUGACUUUUUCUCUGUAUAGUUGUAGCCUAUAUUAAAUUGAAUAUAUAGCCAAAUGUAUUGAUUCAUUAAUAUUAGCAAAGUUAUGGUAAUUGUUUGUAUAUCAUGCUUUUCCAAAUUUUAGUGUACAUAACUACACAUAAUAUUGGAAAUAUGCAAACAGUAGUGACAAUGUCAGUUAGCCAAGUUCUACAAUGAGUACUUUAUAAUAUGUUACAUUUCACUAUGUUACAUUAUAAUAUGUUACAUGUUCUUUACUUAUUUAAGUCACCUCAUUAAAUGGCAUUUUUAUCCAAAAUGAUUUUAUUCUAUUAUAAAAUUCCUAAAACAGACCAUCAGAUAUUUAGUUUCAAUGUUGUAAUAAAGAAUGCAGUCUUCUUGAGAUGAGGAUGGAACUUUAUUUUGUAACUCACAAAAUAAAGUUUUACUUAUUUUAAUUGCUGUACAAUAAAUUAAUAAGAGAGAAUACCAGAAUAAAAAGCAGUAUCUGUAAUUCAAAGUCUUUUACCUUACAGUAAUUACAUUAUUGAAAACACUUUUUCCUAUGCCAAAAAGAGGUAAGUUGAGAUACGGCUUUUUGGCUUCUUCUAAGCUAUUUACCUAUUUUUAUGCCAAAAAGAGGUAAGUUGAGAUACGGCUUUUUGACCUCUUCUAACCUGUGCACCUCGUUUUAAGCCAAAAAGAGGUAAGUUGAUAUACGGCUUUUUGGCAUAGAAAACAUGAACAGUGAAAAGGGUAACUGUAAGAAAAAAUAUGAAUGGAUUGUUAUAUAUAAAUGAAAAUAUAUUCAUAGUCUUCUACAUUGAAAAAGAAGUACUUUGAAAAAAAAAUUAUUGAAAUCGGUCACCUGGUAGAGACAGAAAGCCAAAAAACGUGACCCUGAUGGGCUGAGAUAAAACAUCAAUUUUCUCCAUUUGACUAUUUUGCAGAUACGGCCUUUUCGUUUACCGCGGCA
This is a messenger RNA of Nilaparvata lugens (brown planthopper), 5685 nucleotides long. RefSeq lists its product as uncharacterized. The coding region runs from base 616 to 3501 and encodes 961 amino acids. NCBI's taxonomy places the organism in Eukaryota, Metazoa, Arthropoda, Insecta, Hemiptera, Delphacidae. The transcript is spliced from 6 exons. The record is from RefSeq and is a predicted model, not a curated record.